This is a messenger RNA of Helobdella robusta, 1074 nucleotides long. RefSeq lists its product as hypothetical. NCBI's taxonomy places the organism in Eukaryota, Metazoa, Annelida, Clitellata, Rhynchobdellida, Glossiphoniidae. The record is from RefSeq and is a predicted model, not a curated record. The coding region runs from base 1 to 1074 and encodes 357 amino acids. The transcript has a single exon.
AUGGCGAGACGAGUGUCAUUCUUGUUGUUUAACGAGGUGAAACAGACAUACCAGAUUUAUGACAAUGUUUCUGAAAAAAGACUUCCGUUCAAAGCUGACGGGUUAGUUUUUAACUCUUUGCAAAAAUCGCAACCGAGUUUGGAGCGACGAUCCAUAUUGAAAAGAUCAAGUAACGUAGUUCAGAAUCAACAUAAUUCGACAUCCACAAACACAUUUACUACGGAACAUACAUCCGAAAUCAGUAGCAGAAGAAGAAACAGCCUCAACAAUACCUUAUUUGGAUGUCUGCAAGUAGACACAAAGGAUGGAAAUGAAGACAGCGAUGAUGGCAUUGAUGAAAUAACCUUUCCAUCUCAUCAAUCAAACAACAACAUUGUGACUGAUUGUUCAGCAAACACAACAAACAACAUCAACGAAACAUCGAUGCACAUACUCACCUCAAACAACGCGGAAAUAUUUAAAAACAUCAGACGCCAUAUUGACGACAUGCAUGAAAGAGAAGAAACUGAUCAGCACUGCGUAGAGCAGUCAUUUGCAAUCAUUGCAACAAAUAGUUAUUCUGUGGAUCAUGGCAUCGACCUCACCAGCGACACCACACCACAACAGACGACUUCAACAACACUCGAGGAACCCGCAACUGAUUUGAGCAACUAUUUCAGCGAUGUUUCCAACGUAUCAACACUUUGUUCAGUGAACUGCAUGAGCUUGAAAAAGUAUCCUUUUGAAGUUAAUUGCGAUCCAUCUGGCUGUUCAAUUGACGUAAUAUGCACAUCUCAUGAGUUGCAUUUCAAAUGUCCUUGCUGUUCAGCCGUUAAAACAAUGCAACCUGGACUCAAUUAUUACUACUUGUUGAAACACAUCUUCAACGAAGACCAUCCUCAUAAGAUAAUGCAGCAUCUCAAGAACUGCAUUUGUUCAUCGGAUGAGGUUGACAACCAGGAAAACCACAAAAUGGCGAAGAGAAAAAAUUCACUGCCUAGAAGAGUGGCAAAGUCUCUUGUUGGUGGAUUGAGACGUUUGAAGCAACGAAAUGACUCAAACGUUGGGGCUCCACAGAAGCAAUGUGUUUUAUGA